Messenger RNA from Sus scrofa (pig), 7838 nucleotides. RefSeq names its product SMAD family member 5 (gene SMAD5). Gene Ontology annotation, biological process: anatomical structure morphogenesis; SMAD protein signal transduction; BMP signaling pathway. Gene Ontology annotation, cellular component: heteromeric SMAD protein complex. The record is from RefSeq and is a predicted model, not a curated record. Gene Ontology annotation, molecular function: RNA polymerase II cis-regulatory region sequence-specific DNA binding; I-SMAD binding; DNA-binding transcription factor activity, RNA polymerase II-specific. Lineage: Eukaryota; Metazoa; Chordata; Mammalia; Artiodactyla; Suidae.
CGCACUGAGGCGGGAGGCGUUCAGGACGCUUCGCGGGGCUCCCCGGCCUCGCUUCGGUCCGGAGGAGCGGUUUGUUCUCCCUCUUCUAAGCGCCACCCUCAAACACACCCCUGGGAGGAUGGCCGAGCUCGGCCGAGCAGCCGGGUCGGCCACCCUGCCAAGCAGCCCGGUGGCUCGAUGAAUCAAUCCGUGCCGCCGUCGCUUUGUGUUUCAGUCCUUAUCUUAAGGAUCCACGCUUAUCGGUGGGAAUUACACCCUGGUUAUUUGUGACCUGCCGCUGCACCCAGCUGGUGCUUCGACCUGGUUUGAGCCACUUGCCAUGCCAGUUUUCAUCCUGGCAGAGAUUUCUUCUACUUCCUAUCAGCUGCUGCAAGGCAAGCGGCAGACAGUGACUGUUUGCCUACAGCCUCUUCCACCCCUGCCGGGGUCCUCCAGUCGAGUGUCAGGACUCAGAUUCACGGUCGGGUCGGCUCCCCUCCCCCUCCCUCCCCCUCUUUGCUCUCUUCCCCUUUCAGCUGCUGUUAUUACGUGGAGUUUGGAGCCUAAGCUUUGAAAACUCCCAUGUGGCGCCUGUCUUAAGUCGGAGCAUGCUCAGUAGCCCAAACAGAUUUUGGUUGCAAAAAGAACUGGGGCGAGGAUAGUCGGGUAUUUUGGACGUUUGCCCGCUUCCUAACAAAAUGUUCCAGUUCUGGUUUGGAUGGCAUUGGAGAGUGGAGCUGUAGGCCAGCCUAGAGGACUUGAACCAAUGAAAGAAGCUUACGGCCCUGAGGAAGAUACAUGUCACUCCUCCCUUUUAAUUGGUGCUUUUGCUUAGGACCUGUACAUGCCUUUUCACCGGUGAUCUGUUCCUUCAGUAGCCACUGACUUUGAGUUGCAGGACGAUCUCUGAAGAUUUUUAUCAAAUGACGUCAAUGGCCAGCUUGUUUUCUUUUACUAGUCCAGCAGUAAAGCGGUUGUUGGGCUGGAAGCAAGGUGAUGAAGAAGAGAAAUGGGCAGAAAAGGCAGUCGAUGCUUUGGUGAAGAAGCUAAAAAAGAAAAAGGGUGCCAUGGAGGAACUGGAAAAAGCCUUGAGCAGCCCAGGACAGCCGAGCAAAUGUGUCACUAUUCCCAGAUCUUUAGACGGACGCCUGCAGGUUUCUCACAGAAAAGGCUUACCCCAUGUUAUAUAUUGUCGUGUUUGGCGCUGGCCUGAUUUGCAGAGUCAUCAUGAGCUAAAGCCAUUGGAUAUUUGUGAAUUUCCUUUUGGAUCUAAGCAAAAAGAAGUUUGUAUCAACCCAUACCACUAUAAGAGAGUGGAGAGUCCAGUCUUACCUCCAGUAUUAGUGCCUCGUCAUAAUGAAUUCAAUCCACAACACAGCCUUCUGGUUCAGUUUAGAAACUUAAGCCACAAUGAACCACACAUGCCACAAAAUGCAACGUUUCCAGAUUCUUUCCAUCAGCCCAACAACACUCCUUUUCCCUUAUCUCCGAAUAGUCCCUACCCUCCUUCUCCUGCUAGCAGCACGUAUCCCAACUCCCCAGCAAGUUCUGGACCAGGAAGUCCAUUUCAGCUCCCAGCUGAUACUCCUCCUCCUGCCUAUAUGCCACCAGAUGAUCAGAUGGGUCAAGACAAUUCCCAGCCCAUGGAUACAAGCAAUAAUAUGAUUCCUCAGAUUAUGCCCAGCAUAUCUAGCAGAGAUGUUCAGCCUGUUGCCUAUGAAGAGCCCAAACAUUGGUGUUCAAUUGUCUACUAUGAAUUAAAUAAUCGUGUUGGGGAAGCUUUCCAUGCAUCUUCUACUAGUGUGUUAGUAGAUGGAUUCACAGACCCUUCAAAUAACAAAAGUAGAUUCUGCUUGGGGUUGUUGUCAAAUGUUAAUCGUAAUUCGACAAUUGAAAACACUAGGCGACAUAUUGGAAAAGGUGUUCAUCUGUACUAUGUCGGUGGAGAGGUGUAUGCCGAGUGCCUCAGUGACAGCAGCAUAUUUGUACAGAGUAGGAACUGCAACUUUCAUCACGGCUUCCAUCCUACCACUGUCUGCAAGAUUCCCAGCAGCUGCAGCCUCAAAAUUUUUAACAAUCAGGAGUUUGCUCAGCUUCUGGCCCAGUCUGUCAAUCAUGGAUUCGAGGCGGUGUAUGAGCUCACCAAAAUGUGUACCAUUCGAAUGAGUUUUGUCAAGGGCUGGGGAGCAGAAUAUCACCGGCAGGAUGUUACCAGCACCCCGUGUUGGAUUGAGAUUCAUCUUCAUGGGCCUCUUCAGUGGCUGGAUAAAGUCCUCACUCAGAUGGGCUCCCCUCUGAACCCCAUUUCUUCUGUUUCAUAGUGUAGAAGUAUUCUUUUUCAAUUGUAUUAUUAGUGGACUUGUUUUAAUUUUAGGGAAACUUUCAGUACAGAUACUGUGAGCUUACAUGGAAAACAGAUAUCACAGCUUAUUUUUUUUCUACAUAAUUGUGACCAAUACAUUUGUAUUUUGUGAAGAAUCUACAUUUGUUUGUAUUAAUGUUCAUGUGAUUAACUCUCAAAAGUGUUGUGAAAGAUGCAGAGUAAGUAUUGUGCCCCUGUUCAAAAGUUUGGCAUUGAUCUUAAACUGGAAUGUACUUGUUGCCUUAUUUCCCAACAAUUUUUUUGGAAAAGUAACACGUCACACGAUGGAAAAGAGUUAACAGUAUAAGAUGGUGUUCAGUGAAAGUCUUCCCUUCUAGUCUUGAUUUUCCAGAAGCUGUACUUUUUUUUUUUUUUUUUUUUUUUACCAGUUUCUUUGUCCUACCAACUUUUUAAAAAAGUGUAAUUCACUGUUUUAUAAAAUCAUAUGGUAGGGCCUUAAAAGAAACUAUAAAAAUAUAUUUUAUUUGAAGGAACACUAUGCACUGCUCUAACAAGUAGUGUUCAAUAAAAGCUAAGUGAUAGUUUUCUAAAUGACAUCGUAAAAUUUACAUUUAAUACAGCUAAAUGUUUGUCAGUGUGUUGUGACUUCACUCAGUAUAUCUUUUCUAAAACAUUUCCUUUUAAAAAAAAAAUUACUGCAAACAACAGCUCUCCAGUAUAUGUCAUUGACUCAGAAUCUGUCUUAAGUACUACUUUAUAGCUAGUGCCAGUGCAUGCCUGGCUUUAUUCAGCUGUGUUUGCUGCUUUUGGCCAAUGUUGCAAGAACUCUAGUUUUGACAUGCAUUAAUCUUUUAUUUUGCACUUUGAUGGGUGACAGUUUUUAGUGUAACCUUUUGUGAAACACACUCAAGUGAGUUGGACUUAGAUGCCCAUCCUGACUUCCUCGGUACCCCCUUUUGUAUUAAACACUGCAGUUUAUAGAUUACAGUUGUAGGAAGUUAUUCUUUUCUAGCUUUUGUUGUAUUUUCAGCCUAGAUUAUAAGACUGUUAUUCAGUAGCUCCAGUUGAAGGUGCCUUUUUAAUUCCCUGCAGUUUUAUGGAUGGUAUUAAUGUUAAAAAUUGUGUAUAUAAUCCCGUUGUUCUUAACGUGCACCAGUCUCCCCAUGCAAGGACCUGUGUCCUAUAGCCAUCUCUCCGCUUCAGUUUGGCCCCAAGGAUGAGGCCACUGGUCUGAUGCUUAAAGGAAUCAGCAGUGAUCAUUGAGCUAACUGAUUUGGAAACAGUUACCAUGUGUGCUCUUUUUCCUUGUUUUUUUUUUUUUUCUUUUUUUUUUUUUUUCCCCCAGCACCUAUGUGGAUGCUAGUCUCUGCAGUCCUCAGAGGAAAGAUGUGAAAAACUCUAAAAUAUCCAUUUAAUCACUUGUACUUAAGGCCUUUGAGUAAAGGACUCUUAACCUCUUUUUCUGUGGAGCAGCCAAAUGGACCCUUAGUUGUGGCAUGAAGAACGAAAGACAUUAUUUUGGGGGGAAAAAUCACCUAAUUUACCUAAGAGAAGAAGCUUAUUUUCUGGUGCCUUUUGAAAGUAUGUGGAGCCAUGUCUGUCUUCUGUUUAAACUCUUAGUUUGGUUUGACUUUCUACUUUUUCUGCUUUUAUGCGGGGGGGAAAAAUGCAUUUUUUUUUUUUUUUUUGAGGAAAGGAGAAUGUGAUUCCUUUUGUUUUCCAUAACAUUGUUUAUUGCUUUUAUAAAGUGCAGCCAGGGGAUGGUUUCAUUUCUCUCAGAUGAAGUGCCAUAUGUGUUUCAUGCUCACAGUCCUUUGCUUAAGUAAAAGGAAACUUUCUGACAGUCACCUGAGCCUUAAACCUAAGUUUUGCAUGACAUGCAUACUCAGUCUUCCAGAAAUGUGUCAGCCACACAAAAGAGGAUUAUUUGCUUAGUGAUAGAACUUAGCUAGUUCCAUCAUUCUUUUACUUACCAGGCUCAUGGCACAAUCUUUGGAACACGUUUGUAGAAAAACCACCCAGGUUGAAUGGCAGAUACAUGUAAUCAACUUCGGUGGGCUUGAGCUGGUGGAAACUGUUGAAUUGUUUUAUUGAUACUUUCUUUGGAGUCAAUUAAAAAUCACUUUUUAUUCAUGUAACAGCCUUUAGAGUUAAUGGGAUUUUAUGUGAUUGGCUUUUUCUGUAUUUUCUCUACAGAGGUGUGGCUUAUGAAUGAUAGUACUAAAGUUUUUAACUCUGAAGAGCUUCGUGAGAACUGUAAGGCUGUUUUAUUUCCAAAACUGAACUAUCUUCCUUCAGUCCAGCUGAUUCUAUAAUUCCUGUGGUUUCUCAAUGUAGGAAUGGAUGGGAAAUAAAAAUUGCCAGUGAGAUUUAAAAAACUAAGUAAAAUUCUACCAGUGAAAAAGGUGCCUGAGAGAAACCAUUUCAGAAAGUUACAGUUCAAGUUUUUACGUAAUCCUCAGGAUGGUUUAUAGUCGAAUUUAUGAAAACAUCAACACUACCAGAAAAAUCACAUUUUAUAGCAUGUACAACAUAUAAAUAAAUAUAUGCCAGCUGAAAAGAGAGUCUGGGAAUAAUAAAAUUAUAACUAGUUUGAUAAAUGCAAAAAGAGAAAUAGUAUCAAAAUUAAUCUCAGUAAUUCAUUAAAGCAACAAAAAGAUAUUGACUGGAAAAGAUUUAAAAGGUGCAUUUGACUAACAUCUCUUCCUAAUUACCUGUCUUAGGUUAUGGAAUAGAAACUAGUAGACAUGUUAUUGGUCUGCUGAAGUGAACUCUUUUUCUUUAUAGAGAAAAUUUAAGGAAGGUAUCAGUCUAAAUGACACAUAUAUACAUCAGAGUAUAAACCCUUUUUUACGUUUUCUUGUUAUAUAAAUAAACUAUAAUAAUAGAGUUGGCUGGGUUUCUGAGGUGAAAUCCACAGUAAUAUUACUAGGUAGUUCAACAAGCUAAACCAAAUAGUACAGAAAGAGGGUGUAGCUGUUUUAUACUUUUCAUAACAUUUGAGAGUAAGACAUUCAUCUAGGAUGUAAAUGAUCAGCAGGAAUUCAGAUCUGAAAUCUAUUGUCAAGAUAAGGACUGGGGCUCACAUUAUAAAACCUUCGGUAUGCCCUUCCAGUACCUGUGGGAGACGGUUCCCCUGUAAUAGAGUUCUUUUGAAAGAGAAAGUUUAUACAAAAAUGAAAUCAGGCCUGUAGCGGAGAAACUCUAAAGUUUGGCGGUGCCCGUGUCAGAGCUGUCCUUCUGUUACAGAGAGCAUCUAGUACACCAGUUUAGAGCCAUCUCUUUACACGUUUCCUAGUUGCCUGCUAAACAGUACUUUGGAUCAUUAUCGUGUCCCACUAAAAUAUGUAAGUAGCUUUUUAUACUCUCUGAGGAGGAGUCUUUAGAUAAAUCUUAAAUUCCACUUCCAGUGACGAUUGAGAUCUUGGACCUGUUAACUUUGAGGAGGCUUGGGGCUCUUCUUUGUGCUCUUAGUUACAUCCUCACCUAAUCUCUCAGGUAGGAAUCUAAGUCUGUGUCCGUCAGCUCCAUAAGCAAGAAUUCUUUAAGGUUGUAGAUAGCCUGGUGAUUUUAGAAGGGUUUGGUGAUUCUCCUUGGCAGAAGUUUAUGGGCAUCUCUUCAGGUAUUCAGUAGCACGGCUUUUGGGGUCGUAAUCUCAGGUUUGAUGCCUGUUUCCCCCGAAGCAGGAACAUUUUCUUGAUUAAUACAGGUGGAAAUCUGGGGAGGUUUUCUUCUUACAGAAGAUGCAUGCAUGGAGAGAGAAUUUGAGGCAUUUCUUCUAAAGAAUCAUACCUGCUGAACAGAAACUUGGACAGUUCUUUGUAAUUCACUGGUUUGCGGUUUAGCCUGUCCUAAUUACAAGAGGUAACGGUAUUUGUCAAGCCUUUGUAAGACUGGAUUUUUCAUAGUAGAAACUCAUCUUCUACAAUGCAGUUAUUAUAAUUGAAAUGUUACCCUAAAAUUGGAUGAUUUACAAAAACCAGUAAGAUGGAUUUUACCUAUCAACUGUUUUUAAAAAAUAGGAGCAUAUUCUGUAAUAUUUGCUGGUAGCAAUUGCUGUAAAACAAGUGAUGAGUUGUUUUAUUGAAAAGAUUGAGUCUCGGAACAGGCUACUUCUACUGUUUAUGUCAGAGAGAAAAAGGUGUGUGUGGUUCUCUUUCAGAUAAUUCAGUUCUUAAAAUUCUUAAAAUCAUCAUAAGAAUUUAUUUGAAGAGAUUGCUUUUAAAAAGUUCAAAAUUUUAUGUAGAGGUAGCUCUUGUUUUACCCCGUUGAUAGAUAGUGCCUUCUUAGCUAUAACAAAAGCCCAAUGAGGCCAGACAAUCCCAAGUAAAGAAUACAUCUUUUAGAGUCUGAUAUUCCCUUCCUAGUACUAUUGGAGAUGAUGUUGCUUUGAUUUAUUCAUAGAGUAUUUUAAUUGUAGGGACUCUUGAAGAAAAUGGUUGGUUUCUCCUUAACCUGGUUGGUUAAAGUUGCAUUUUAUUAAAAUUGGGUAAAAUUAUAAUCAUGAAAACUGGGUAUUUGUAUGUAACUGCCCAUGUUCUUGUAAAAAGCUAUGUCAUAUGCAGAUGAUAAAGACCAAACCAAUGGCUGCACUGUAGGUCCGCUUCUUACUUAUACUUGUUCUGCUUCUGUUUAUGUUGUAGACAAUGAAAUUCUAGCAACAUGCUUCAAUUCUGUUAUCUUUUUGAUACUUAUGAAAAUGUAUUAGGUUUUACUAUAUUGUGCUUUUCAAAGCAUAACUCUUAAGAACUUUGUUUUUGCAUAUCGUUUGCUAAUACUUUAUUUUAAUAAAUCUCAAAAUCUGCUUAAUGUUUGUUUUUUGUUUGUUUUGGGGGGUAUUUUCUGUUGUCUUAACAUGUUUCAUUGAGUACAGUUAUAAAAAGGAUGAGAUUAUCAGUUGCUGUGUGACCAGCUGUGUUAUCUGUGUUUGUGCACUAGUGAUAGAAAAUGAAUAUUCCAUGCCUUUCCAAUCAGCAUGAGGUUUGCUCAGAAUGAUCAGCUUUUUUCUUUUCUGUUUUUAAGACAGUUGAUGUGUUUUUCUUUGUUAAUUUAGUUGUGUUUUGAAAAGGUAUUUGAAUCUAGAGUGUGUAGGCUUUUUAGUUGAACCAUUCAUUUCCCUUCUCUAGAGCACUCUGAAAUUAGAGGUCUUGACCAGAUGGUUGAGAGAGAGGAGAGCUCUUAGCAGAGCUGGCUUGGAAUCUGCCUGCCUGCAUUUGAGUGCUGGGCCUCAUCGCUUCCGUCACUCUCUGCAUUUAGGCAGGUUGCUUAACCAUCUGUGCCUCAGUUUCCUGAUCUGUAAGUAAAAGACUACCUUCUAGGAUUUAGGGGAAGAUGAAGUAAAGUAAUACAAAUAAAGUACUUAGAACAGUGCUAGCCCAUAAGGACUCUUGUUAUUAUCUCUUACCUUCCUGUACUUCUUUGAACUGGAAGAGAGAGAUUAUUUCUGAUGCUGCUUAAUUAACUUGGUAGAUUAACCCUUGAUUACCCACUUUGCAAAUUAGCCUUGCUUUUCUUAAUUUUAUCCUUUAAAAAAAAA